Messenger RNA from Malania oleifera, 429 nucleotides. RefSeq lists its product as uncharacterized. Bases 1 to 429 code for a protein of 142 amino acids. The transcript has a single exon. Lineage: Eukaryota; Viridiplantae; Streptophyta; Magnoliopsida; Santalales; Ximeniaceae. The record is from RefSeq and is a predicted model, not a curated record.
AUGAAUCCUCCAACAUUUUCAGAAGCAACUGAUCCUACAGUUGCUGAGAACUGGAUGCAUGAGAUAGAGAAAAUAUUGACGGUACUUCACUACACCAAUGAGCAGAGGGUCCUUUAUGCCAUGUAUAAGUUGGCAUGGGAGGCCGAGAGAUGGUGGAUGGCUACUAGAUUACUAGAGGAGCAAAGACCUAUACCAGUGCCUGUGACCUGGGCUCGAUUCAGAGACAUAUUCUUCAACAGAUACUUUCAUGCCACAUUCAGAGAGGCUAAAGUACAGGAGUUUCUGAGUUUGACCCAAGGACCGAUGACAAUUCAGCAAUAUAUGGCAAAGUUUAUAGAGCUGUCACGAUUUGCCCCACACAUGGUACUAGAUGAAGCUAAAAAGGUUGGGAUGUUCGAGAGGGGCAUGAGUCGAGACAUAUACAAAUAG